CCUACAUCCCGACCUGUCACACCGUUUUUUCACACAUGCUAAAAAAUAUGUACGCAUUAAAUCUCGUUUAAACCUCGUACUAUAUUUACCUAAGUUAGAUGUGCUAUCAUUCGAUAUGAAGCUAAAACUAUUUAAAGCAAAAAACGUCUAUUUUAAAGAUCCUAAUAACUCUAUUUUAAUUGAAACUCUAUUUUAAGGAGUUUGGCCGAGGAAAAAUGGACAAUGAUAUAGAUCCAUUAGCCGAUGCUUAAAGCUUGGUGUGCAUGUAGACGACAUGCUACUCCCCAUACAGAAUGAAUCAUUCCAUCAUUUCCGUUUCUAAUAUUCCACUCUGAUUCGAAAUCCUCGUCCAAUCCACACUCUUCUAUCCCACAAAUCUCGGCCUCCUCCCCGUAUAUAUCUUCCUUAUUCUUAAACCAGAACACUCCACUCGAUCUGCAUUACAAUGGUUCUGUCCAUAGAAAGAGAUCCGGAAGGCAGCCGGCGGGAUGACGGAGAAGACGACGACGACUCGCCGGUGGAGCAGGUCCGGCUCACCGUCUCGACCCACGACGACCCGACCCUCCCGGUCUGGACCUUCCGAAUGUGGACCCUCGGGAUCCUCUCCUGCGCGGCCCUGUCCUUCCUCAACACCUUCUUCGGGUACCGGACCGAGCCGCUCAUCAUCAGCAUGAUCUCGGUCCAGGUCAUCACCCUGCCCGCCGGACGGUUCAUGGCCAAGGUGCUGCCCGAGAGGACCUUCCGGGUCGGGUCGUGGGAGUUCUCGCUGAACCCGGGCCCGUUUAACAUGAAGGAGCACGUUCUGAUAUCCAUAUUUGCGAAUGCCGGGUCCGCCUUCGGAAGCGGAACCGCUUAUGCGGUUGGGAUCGUGAAUAUAAUCAAGGCUUUUUAUAUGAGGAAGAUCUCGUUCUUGGCUGGAUGGAUUCUUGUCAUCACUACCCAGGUUUUAGGAUAUGGAUGGGCAGGAAUACUGAGAAAAUAUGUGAUCGAUCCUGGUGAGAUGUGGUGGCCCCAAAGCUUGGUGCAAGUCUCUCUUUUCAGGGCACUACAUGAGAAAGAAGAGAACACAAGGUCAAUGACAAAGUGGAAGUUCUUCUGGUUAGCAAUGCUAUGCGGGGCGAUAUGGUACAUUGUCCCAGGCUUUCUCUUCCCAACCAUAUCAAACAUCUCCCUGCUAUGUCUGAUAUACCCGAAGUCAGUUAUGGCCCAACAAAUCGGGUCGGGCAUGAGAGGUCUGGGCAUUUUCUCCUUCACCUUCGACUGGUCUGUCAUUGCCUCGUACCUCACCAGCCCACUCGUCACCCCCUUCUUCGCCAUCGCCAACAUCACCGUCGGCUACGUCGCUGUCAUCUACGUCAUCAUCCCCAUCGCUUACUGGGGGUUGAACCUCUACAGCGCUCGAACCUACCCUCUGUUCUCCUCCCACUUGUUCAACAACCAAGGCCAAGUCUACAACGUUUCUUCCAUUGUUAAUGAAAGGUUCGAGCUUGACAAGACGGCGUACGCCCGACAAGGGCGUAUCAGCCUCAGCAUCUUCUUUGCGCUGUCGUAUGGUCUCAACUUUGCCUCCGUCAUCGCCACCCUCACCCACGUUGCUCUCUUCAAUGGAAGGGAUAUCUAUAACAGGUUCAAGUCUUCACACAAAGGGAAAAAUGAUAUCCACACGAGGCUUAUGAAGAAAUAUAAGGACAUUCCGGCUUGGUGGUUUUACGUGACGCUUGCGCUCUCAUUGGCUCUCUCACUUUUCAUGUGUAUCUUCAUGAAGAAUGAGAUUCAGUUGCCUUGGUGGGGUUUACUCCUUGCUGUUGCUGUUGCCUGCCUAUUCACCCUUCCCAUUAGUGUCAUUACUGCCACUACAAACCAGACACCAGGACUAAACGUGAUUACGGAAUACAUAUUGGGUCUUCUGAUGCCUGGGAAACCAAUAGCCAACGUUUGUUUCAAAACAUUUGGGUAUAUAAGCAUGAGUCAAGCAGUUUCCUUCUUGAACGAUUUCAAAUUAGGACAUUACAUGAAGAUUCCUCCCAGAUCAAUGUUCAUUGUUCAGCUUGUAGGAACAGUUGUAGCUGGCACGAUAAACAUUGCGGUGGCCUGGGGGCUAUUGACAUCAAUCCCCAACAUAUGCCAAGACAAUUUGCUCCCUCCAAACAGCCAAUGGACCUGUCCUAACGACAGGGUAUUCUUCGAUGCUUCCGUAAUUUGGGGCUUAGUAGGCCCAAAACGAAUAUUUGGGUCAUUGGGCCGUUACGGCGCGCUCAACUGGGGCUUCUUGCUCGGUGCAAUGGGCCCUCUAGUGGUAUGGCUCUUCCAGAGAGGCUUCCCAUCGAAACGCUGGAUCAGUCUCAUAAACCUGCCGGUGCUCCUAUCGGCCACAGCCACCAUGCCGCCGGCGACCUCCCUGAACUUCAACAGCUGGAUUGUUGUUGGGACGAUCUUCAAUUUCUUCAUCUUCAGGUACAGAAGGAAGUGGUGGCAGAGGUACAACUACGUCCUGUCAGCGGCGAUGGAUGCUGGGCUGGCUUGCAUGGCGGUGGCUUUGUACUUUGGCUUUGAGGUGGAGAAUGUGAGCGUAAAUUGGUGGGGAAGCCAGGGUGAGCAUUGUGACUUAGCCACUUGCCCUACCGCGCGUGGAAUACAAGUCGAUGGAUGCCCGAUUUUCUAAGUUGUUUAUGUUCUUAUUUAUUUACUGCAGAUAAUAUUAGAAUUUUUAGUUUUCACUUAAAAUGUUUAUGCUUCAAUGUUCUUGUCUAUUUCCUUUCUUUUGUAUAGAACCAGAAGCUAAAUUGUCAUAGUUAGUAAGUUAGCUCAUACUCUAUAUUCACUUGGCUACGAAAAAAUGAGGCUAUUUUGCUGCUACAGAUAAAAUGAAAACAUA
Cuscuta epithymum is the source of this 2875-nucleotide messenger RNA. The record is from the annotation of a GenBank genome assembly. Lineage: Eukaryota; Viridiplantae; Streptophyta; Magnoliopsida; Solanales; Convolvulaceae.